Messenger RNA from Geodia barretti, 4111 nucleotides. The record is from the annotation of a GenBank genome assembly. Lineage: Eukaryota; Metazoa; Porifera; Demospongiae; Tetractinellida; Geodiidae.
UUUACAUGGGAUUGGUAUUAGUAUACAAGAUUUAGGAUUGUUGGGCUUUCUUCUGUGCCUGUAACACCUUUUGCAUCUCUUCUCGCUUCCUCUUGGCUCUCCUGUGCGUACCCAGCCUUUUCUUGGCAAAUUUGAGAGCUCGCUUGUCCCUCUGGACCUUGAGCAGUUCAAUGAUUCUCUUCUCGUAGGGAGCCAGUCCCACCACCUCUCUCACCACGUCCCUCACGAACUUUACCCGCUUACACAGAAACCCUCGGCGUCUAGAAGGCCGUGGUUUCUGCUGUAGUUUAGUGACUUUGUGGCCCUUUUUGAAGCCUACUGCCAUCUCGUACGCCGGGGCCAUCUUACCAAACUAUCCUGAUGUCUCUCGCGCGACCGACGUUCUAUUCGGAGAGAUCUGCGCAUGCGCGAUCCGCAGUGGACCACGUGGUAAUCUGGUGGGGACUGAUUGGAAUACCAGCUGCCGAACUUGAAAGACGUUGCGGAAUGGCGUUCCCAGGACCCAUGUUGUCUUGAACCAGAGAACCAGGAGGGAAAGUGGAAAGAAAGACUCAAAUUGGGAACAUCCGGGCAGCAAAGGUGAUCGAUCCCCAGCACACUGUAUUUACCUCUACAUCACCUACUGCUCUCUCUUGUUCUCUCCACAGGCCGUUUCUGACGUCAUUAGGACAUGUCUCGGUCCCAGAGCCAUGCUAAAGAUGUUGAUGGAUCCAAUGGGAGGUAUAGUCAUGACCAAUGAUGGGAACGCCAUCUUGAGAGAGGUUAGGAGAAAGAUGACGAUUCUUUGAACUCUUACCACUUUUUCUUGAAAUGUGUCAAAUUAUAGAACUGGUCACCAAUUCUCAGAUUUUUUUUGUAUACUGCGAAAUUUUUACGUGGAUGGUGGUAAAAUGUCUUCCUUGCAGAUCCUUGUUCAGCACCCGGCGGCCAAGUCAAUGAUAGAGAUCAGCAGAACGCAGGACGAGGAGGUUGGGAGAUGGGACCACGUCAGUCAUCAUACUCGCUGGUGAGAUUUUAGCUGCCGCUGAACCGUUUCUGGAACAGCAGAUGCACCCGACAGUCAUCAUCAGAGCGUUUCGUCAAGCUCUCGACGAUAUUCUCACCAUCUGCAAGGAGGAGAUUGGCCGCGAAGUGGACAUGAGCAAUAAAGAUGAGAUGAAGAAGAUUGUGAAGAGCAGCAUUGGAACAAAGUUUAUCAAGAAAUGGUCUGAUCUGGCGUGCGAAAUGGCUCUCAGCGCCGUUGAAACAGUUGCCUUGGAGUCCGGGGACAGGAAAGAGAUCGACAUCAAGCGUUACGCCAAAGUUGAAAAGAUCCCAGGUGGCAGCCUGGAGGAAUCAGAGGUCCUGAAAGGUGUGAUGGUUAACAAGGACGUGACACACGCCAAAAUGAGGAGACGAAUAGAGAACCCUCGAAUUAUCCUCCUUGAUUGCCCCCUGGAGUACAAGAAGGGGGAGAGCAUGACGAACCUGGAGAUAUCGGGGGAGGCAGAUUUCACGAAGCUGCUGCAGCUGGAAGAAGAGUACGUGGAAAAGAUGUGUCUAGAGAUCAUCGCUCUAAAACCUGACCUCGUUAUCACUGAGAAAGGCCUCUCAGAUCUUGCACAGCACUACCUGGUGAAGGCCAAUAUAUCCGCAAUCAGGAGAGUGAAGAAGUCAGACAACAACAGAAUUGCCAGGGCCUGUGGAGCCACCAUAUGCAACAGAACGGAUGAGUUGAAGGAAAGCGACGUGGGCACCGAGUGUGGCCUGUUUGAGAUCAGGAAACACGGAGAUGAGUACUUCAUGUACCUGGUGGAGUGUAAGGAGCCCAAGGCUUGCACCAUUGUACUGCGUGGAGCCAGCAAGGACAUCCUGAAGGAGAUCGAACGUAAUCUCCAAGAUGCGAUGCAAGUGGCUCGAAACAUAAUGGUGGAUCCGAGACUCCUCCCAGGGGGCGGGGCUACGGAGAUGGCUCUGGCACACGCCCUCACGGAGCGCUCGAAGAGUGUAGUGGGCGUCGGCCAGUGGGCGUACCGUGCCAUUGCCAAGGCACUGGAGGUGAUACCGAGAACUCUGCUGCAGAAUUGUGGGGCCAACACGAUUAGAGUUCUGACUGCCCUCCGGGCGAAGCAUGCGGUGGCAGGUAACAUGACGUGGGGUGUGGAUGGAGACACCGGGCGUCUGGUGGACAUGAAGGAGCUGGGAGUGUGGGAUCCGCUCUCUGUGAAGGUUCAGACAUACAAGACUGCUAUUGAGACGGCUGUUUUGUUGCUGCGAAUCGACGACAUCGUCUCGGGCAGCAAGAAGGGCUCUGAAGAGGGAGGAGGAGGUAGAGGAGGGGGGCCAACGAUGGGAUAGAUCAUGUGACUACAUUGUAUAGAGUCAUGUGACUACCUUGUAUGAGUCAUGUGACUUUACAUUACAUCAUCAAGAGUCACAUGACUUGAUGUGACUUUAUAAUUGAAGCCGUAUUAUAUACAAAUUCUGUUGAUAGGAGUGUAUAUAUGUAAGUUUGAAAAAUUGAAACAAUAUCCACACAAAUGGGAAUAAUUAUAAAAGUAACACACAAACCAACGAUGCAACAUAAAAAAAUAUUAUGCUGAAAAUUGCUAUCAAACUGAGACAGCUAUCUCUGUCUCAGUUCAUGCCACUCUGCGAUGUGCUUCCCAGGCUGAGCCAGUACAUCGUUCCAAUGUCUAAACUCUUCUCCUGCACCUUGCGACGAGAGAGAUAUGCUCCCCAGCUCUCUCUUGGUGGCCGAGCGAUGCUCGUUGGACACGCAGACUGUGAUGACCGCCUUCUGAACGGACGAGGGGUCAAGGGUGCACGUGAGGGCCUCGUUGAAGAUGGGUGAACAGCUCUCGGAUUUCCGCUUCGUUCUGAGUCUACCGAUGACUUUGUCGCCAAUGGUUACCUGUAUCUUAGCCUGAGGAUCUGUUUCUUUGCUGUUUUCACGGUUGAGGUCCUUGGCUCGCAAGAGAAUAACACUCAGCUUUUUAGUGCCUGUAGUGUAGCAGAGGGACAGGAGAACCGUUCCGUGACUCAGUGUGGUCCGUGGUGUAUGCAGCUGGAGUACAACGGGCUCCCUGUCUUCUCCAAGCAACACCUGCCCUAACGAUAUCUCCCCCUGUCCAAUGAUGUUAUGACGACCAUACGCCCGGUAGUCGAGGACCUGCACGUGCAGCGUGGAAUUCACAACUUCUUCCUCACUCAUGGCCUCGUAUUGAAUCUCCUCGUGGAAAACCGGGUCGAGUUCACGUUUAGCGGUUCGUGUUUUAGAGGUCUUUCUCUGAGCCAUUUCUGGGACUCGCGGCACAAAGAACAGUCGGACGUAGGCAUCGACUUCUGCUCCAUCGUCUCGAGGUGGCAAACCUACAACUCUCUCCACGUUCACUACUAGUGUAGUCUUCUCUCGAAGGUACGUGAGCGCGAGAAAGAUCUCCGGCAGCUUGUCCGCGGAACCCGGGUUACGUCCCACUUGCUUCUUGGCGGCCGAGAUCAUAAAGGCGUCGGCCAUGGCAUGCUUCUCUCCGAACUGGCUCAGACUCACCAGCGAGCCCUUCCUGGGUCCAUUGUGGACUCUUUCUCCGUCUCGUGGAGGCGAGACGUCCGGGGGCGAAGCGCUUUGCGUCCCAGAAUCGGCGCUCUUGUCCAGUUCCCCGGCCCACUGUUUCCCGUUCUUGCUGCGACCGUUUCCGUGUUUCUUUUUCUUCUCCCCGUCUCGUAUCGUUCUGUUCUGCUGCCGCUUGUGCUUCAGGAAGGGGUAGCGCUGGGAGGCCGCAGGAUCGGGGAGUUGGGGAGCGACUGUGAAGGACAUAUCAGGAACCGGGGCACCGUCAAUCUUUAUGGUCGGAGGUUUUAUGCUUGGGUAGGGAAGAGUGGAGAGGUUGGUGAGCGUCUUUUUCUUUUGGGGCACCUUGGAGUACCGCUGCUUGUUCUUGGCGCGGAGGAUAAAGUAGACGAGGAGCAGCAGCAGCGCCACAAUGGCCAGGAAGAUGGCAAUGAUGAGAGGGAGACCCACGUAUAUUGCCAUCUCGGAGCCCGACGGCUUGUCCCCUCCGCUGUCCGUCUGGCUGUGAGUGAUCCCCGGCGUAGCUCUCGGAGACGUAGCCAUAUUUUACACCAACAGCUA